UACUUGGGACUUCACAACUCUCCACCUUGGUUGUCAGUUCUGGCCGGCAGCUCUUUUGUCUCAGCAUGAUCUUGAGCGACCAAUUGUAGCCGCUGGAUGGUAGAUUGCGCAUAUCCAUUAGCAGAGCCUGUCCAGAAUGGCGCCACCAAGGAUGAACGGAGUCGAGCCUUCACCCAGGAAGUGGACAACAGAAUACGAUACACUACGGCGACACAAGCUUUUCCGGGAGCCUCCCGACAAGAAGACAGCGUACCCAUCGCUUGCUCAAGCAAUAAAGCCACACGUGGAGUCUUUCAACACAAUCUUUGCGCCAGAUGGGCAACUACAGCAUGCUUUGAGGGAUAUCGGGACGAAGACCUUCCUUGAUGUCGAGCCCGGCGCAGGACUUGACGACAAUGCUAGGCCACGCAAUCGGUUGCAGCUCCGCGUCAAGGAAGUCUUCCUGGAGCGAAGCGUCGUGUCAGCCAACAACAAACAACUCGGCAAGAGGGACAUCCUCCCUGUCGAGUGUCGAGAAAGGCAUGUGACCUAUAGGGGCCGCUUCAGAGGCCGAUUCGAGUAUCGAGUCAACGAUGGCCAGUGGAAGGAGAGUGUUCGGGAGUUCGGUCAACUACCGAUUAUGCUCCGCUCGAAUCGGUGCCAUCUCGAAGGUUUGUCGCCUAAGCAACUUGUCGAUUGUCGCGAGGAGACAGAAGAGCUCGGCGGCUACUUCAUUGUCAACGGCAUUGAAAAGCUGAUCAGGAUGCUUAUUGUCAACCGUCGCAACUUCCCGAUGGCGAUAAUUCGGCCUUCAUUCGAGAAUCGAGGGCCGACAUACACAAAGUACGGCAUUCAGAUACGAUCGGUGCGGCCAGACCAGACAUCACAGACGAAUGUGUUACACUACCUCAGUGACGGCAACGUCACUUUCCGCUUCUCGUGGCGGAAGAACGAGUACCUUGUCCCGGUCGUCAUGAUAUUGAAGGCUCUUGUCGAAACGACCGACCGCGAAAUCUACGAAGGUGUCGUGGGCCCUGCUGAUACAAAGGGGCUGGAGGCCAAGCAGUUUGUCACCGAUCGGGUCGAACUGUUACUGCGAACAUACCAGGCGUACCAGCUCUACAACCGAGAUCAGACGAAAGCGUACCUGGGCUCGAAGUUCCGAAUUGUGCUGGGCGUGCCUGAUGACAUGAGCGACGAAAGUGCUGGAGCGGAGUUUCUGCGGAAGAUUGUGCUGCCGCAUCUUGGCUGCUUCGAUGUAACAGAAGCUAACAACGAGGACAAAGCUCGAAUGUUGUUGUUUAUGAUUCGUAAACUUUACGCUCUGGCUGAAGGCGAAUGCAUGGUCGACAACCCGGAUACUGUCUCAAGCCAAGAGAUACUACUCCCGGGCGCACUUUACGGCAUGAUUAUCAAGGAGCGGUUGGAGGAAUGGUUGACCUCAAUUGGCGCACAACUGCGCGACUGGAGUCGCAAUAACCAGUACCCAUCUUUCACCAGUCGGGAGUUUGAGCGCGACUUCAUGUCAAAAGUGCUUCGCAAGACCAAUGAGAACCUAGGUCAGGCGCUCGACUACUUUCUGUCAACGGGCAAUCUAGUGAGUCCGACGGGCCUCGACCUGCAACAAGUCUCGGGCUACACGGUGGUCGCGGAAAAGAUUAACUUCUAUCGCUUCAUCAGUCACUUUCGCAUGGUUCACAGAGGCAGCUUCUUCGCAGAGCUGAAGACGACGACGGUCAGGAAGCUGCUGCCGGAAAGCUGGGGCUUCCUGUGUCCCGUCCAUACGCCUGAUGGUGCGCCUUGCGGUCUGCUUAAUCACCUUUCGCAUAAGUGCAAGGUUGCUACUGAGAGCGCAGACGUCUCCAACAUACCUCAUCUGAUCGCACAGCUGGGCGUCGUAAGCUCGUCCGCAGCCUCUCUGAGCGACAGCGUCGUAGUGCAGCUUGACGGCAGGAUAUUGGGCUUCUGUACACCAAAACAAGCGAAGGUAAUCGGUGACACACUGCGAUACUGGAAGGUCGAAGGCUCGCACGGCGUUCCUCUGGAUCUCGAAGUGGGUUUCAUACCAUCGUCGAACGGCGGACAGUAUCCGGGCGUGUACAUGUUUUCAUCUCCUGCACGCAUGCUGCGACCCGUCAAGUACCUGCCACUCGACAAGACAGACUAUGUCGGCGCAUUUGAGCAACCCUUCAUGUCCAUCGCAUGCACCGAGCCAGAGAUUGUUUCCGGAGACUCGACGCACGUGGAGUACGACCCAACGAAUAUACUAUCAAUUGUCGCAAAUCAGACGCCGUUCCCAGACUUCAAUCAGUCGCCGCGUAACAUGUAUCAGUGCUUGUCUGCUGAUCAUGAAGUGCUCACCAAUGCUGGGUGGAAAGCCCUUCCGGCGAUCCAGGCCGCAGAUCAGGUAAUGACGAUGGAUCUUCGAACGGGCAUUCAGCAAUGGAACGCCGUCCAGGCCACGACACGUUUCGCUUAUGGUGGACCUCUCUACAGACUGAUGAGUGGCGGUAUGGACGCUGUCUGUAACGAGAGUCAUCGCUGGUAUCUUAACACCAAAGAUCGACCCACUACCUAUAAGUCCUAUACCACACAGCAGAUGUUGGACAGCAAGCUAAUUGCACUCACCACUGCUACUGGGAAGGAAAAAGGUCAGUGGAGUCGCAAGGCCGGCACAACCACUCAUCUCAACCAUAAGAUUCCUACUGUCGGACAGAAUGGCAAUGCCAUGUACUUGUGGCCGGAUUGCCCCUGGCUUCCCCGGAGCUUUGCCAGGGACGAAGCGUGCAAUCUGGACUGGUGUCGAUUCGUCGGGCUGGUUAUGGGUGACGGUGGGAUCAACCAUAUUACCAAUACUCAGGGUCAAGAGAGCUACUAUGUCGAGAUACGUGAUUGUGCUGGGAAGCCCGACGCAACGGCAUACAUUGAGGAUCUUCUGAAGCGCCUAGCUGCGAAGAUCCCUGGUUUUGUGAUCGAACCGCCAUGCGUGUUUGGCGUCCAGGAAGAGCACACCUGGACCAUUCAACACCGCGGUCUGUACCAAUUCUUUCUGCCCAUGAUGCGCGGACCACAGUCCUAUGAUCCUCUGGACGAUUCAAUGUGCCGUACAUAUCAAGCGUCUCAUUACCAAGCCUUGUCAAGGUCGGACAACGAGCCUAUCUUACCAGCACCUGCCGGGUGGAAGACCGGCGACUGGUGGUAUCGUCGACGCUGGAUGUAUUAUUCUUGGCUAUACUUACUGGCCCGGGACCAAGCUCGAGCGAUCAUCAAAGGUAUAGCUAUUGCCGAUGGCGAUUGGAGCAUAACAUACAAGGCGCGAUCGAAAGGUGGCAGGAUUCUCUGUAGUGGCGGCGGUGCAAAGAGGAUCAAGCUAUCAAUGGACAGCGUUCAAUCAGAGCAGCUGGCUGUCCCUCUCAUGAACAGAGGAGUCGUCCGAGUGUUCAGCAGCUCGAUCCCGUUGAUGCACGACAUGUCUGUGCUGGGCUUGUUGGCUGACACGAGGGUCAACAUUGGUGUCGACCACGAAAAGAGCCAGCGGAUGCCGAGCAUGGGCAGCAAUGCCAACACCACAACGUGGCGCGUCUCCUUUACAUUCGCCAAUAGCGAACUCACUGUGAGCGCUCCCCAGCCGCAGCCAUAUUACAACCCUCGCCACGAUGGCUUCGUCUACUGCUUGACAGUACCCAACGGCAAUUUCCUCGCUCGCCGAACCGUCCAAUACAGCGACAACCACAAGACUUUGGAGGUUAUAGAUGCAGCGCAGAAGCCGUUCUUCACUGGGAACUGUCAGAUGGGUAAGCAGACUAUGGGUACGCCGGGAACAGCACUCAAGUACCGCACCGACAACAAGACAUACCGGCUCCAGACCGGUCAGACCCCUGUAGUACGCCCUCCGCUGUAUAACGAAUAUGGUCUUGAUAAUUUCCCGAACGGAACCAAUGCGGUAGUGGCUGUCAUUGCUUAUACCGGUUACGACAUGGACGAUGCUAUGAUACUGAACAAGUCCGCGCAUGAGCGCGGCUUUGGGCAUGGCACCGUCUACAAGACUAAGAAGAUCGAUCUGAGCGAGGAUAGCAAGCAAACCCGCGGCCGAGGUAGCAAGGUGGUUUCGAUGUUCGGCUUUGCACCUGGUGGGUUGAUGAAGGCGCAGUGGAAGAACACUCUUGAUGACGACGGGUUUGCUGCGGUUGGCAUGAAGGUGAAAGAAGGCGAUAUCAUCGCAGCGUCGCAUAGCGUGACCUGGGAUCCAAGUGCCAACGAAUACGUCAAUCGGGACGGCAUCACGCAUCUGCACCGCUACAAAGAGCCCGAGGAAGCGUUUGUGGAAGAGAUCAAGAUCAUCGGCAGUGAGCUAAGUGACAAUACACCUAGUCAAGCUGUCAGUAUCCGCUUCCGCAUACCGCGGUCACCAGUCAUAGGCGACAAGUUCUCUUCGCGGCACGGUCAGAAGGGCGUUUGCUCUCAAAAGUGGCCUUCUAUCAACAUGCCGUUUACGGAGAGUGGGAUUCAGCCCGAUAUCAUAAUCAACCCUCACGCCUUCCCAUCUCGUAUGACAAUCGGCAUGUUCGUGGAAUCUCUAGCCGGCAAGUCUGGGGCGCUUCAUGGCCUGGCGCAAGAUUCGACGCCGUUCAAGUUCAAAGACAAGGAGGGCGAGACCGCGGUAGAGUACUUUGGCCAUCAACUCAAGCGUGCAGGUUACAACUACCAUGGCAACGAGCCCAUGUACUCCGGUAUUACUGGCGAAGAGCUAGCGGCAGAUAUCUAUGUCGGCGUCGUCUACUAUCAGCGUCUUCGGCACAUGGUGAACGACAAGUUUCAAGUACGGACAACGGGACCCGUUACGCCACUUACUGGCCAGCCAAUCAAAGGCAGAGCGAAAGGCGGCGGUAUUCGCGUUGGUGAAAUGGAGCGUGACGCUCUGCUGGCCCACGGUACCGCUUUCUUGUUGCAAGACCGGUUGAUGAACUGCAGCGACUACACCAAGGCGUGGAUCUGUAAGGCUUGCGGUAGUUUUUUGUCAACGCAGCCCAGUGCUGGGCAGUACAGUCGAAGACGCAUGGGCGAGGGCGGUCGAUUCAGGUGUAAGAGAUGCAGUCGGAGAGCAACGAAUGUGGACCCACGAAGCCAAUGUUGGGAAGAUCGCAAGGGUCAGAAGUGGUUCGGCGGCGACGAUGUGACGCAGGUCGCUGUGCCAGGCGUGCUGCGGUAUCUGGAUGUCGAAUUGGCAGCUAUGGGGAUACGUUUAAAGUUCACCGUGGGGCCUUGAGGCUUCCUUGCCACGCACCGAAGCACAUGCAACUUGGGGCGCGGCUGAAUAUAGAAUAUGGUACUACUCAAGAAAUGAGAGGCGAUGUUCAACGUUAUUGACCCGAGCAGUUGGCUGUGCAAGCGUUUCAAGGCGCGUCGUGCGCUUGUGCAUGGGGUGUAGGUGAACACAAUGCAGGACAACAUCGAACGCCGUACGCUCCUUGGACCGAUAACAUGGAAUGCAUCUCCCGCAA
Baudoinia panamericana UAMH 10762 is the source of this 5480-nucleotide messenger RNA. RefSeq lists its product as uncharacterized. The record is from RefSeq and is a predicted model, not a curated record. The transcript has a single exon. Gene Ontology annotation, cellular component: nucleus; RNA polymerase I complex. Gene Ontology annotation, molecular function: DNA binding; ribonucleoside binding; DNA-directed RNA polymerase activity. Lineage: Eukaryota; Fungi; Ascomycota; Dothideomycetes; Mycosphaerellales; Teratosphaeriaceae. Gene Ontology annotation, biological process: DNA-templated transcription. Bases 137 to 5245 code for a protein of 1702 amino acids.